Messenger RNA from Ectocarpus siliculosus, 2184 nucleotides. Lineage: Eukaryota; Phaeophyceae; Ectocarpales; Ectocarpaceae. The record is from the annotation of a GenBank genome assembly.
AUGAAGCCUGGAUUGUUGUUGCGGCUGGGGGCCCUGGCGGGUGCCGCCAAGCUCGCCGUGGCCGAGUGUCCCAACGCGUGCUCGGGACGCGGCACCUGCGGGGCCUACGACAUGUGCACCUGCUACUCGGGGUACAUGGCCAACGACUGCUCUGAGCGUGUCUGCCCCUUUGGCCUUGCGCACGUCGACUCCCCUAAGGGAGAUCUUAACAUGGACAACGAGCUUCAGUACCGACCUGCCGUCAUCGAGGGCUCGCAGAUGUACAAGGAUGGCACCUCCGAGCUUUUCCCCAUCAUGGCCACGGUUAACGGCACCAUCGUCGACAACACCGCACACUACUACAUGGAGUGCUCCAACAAGGGCCUGUGUGACCGAACCACCGCGACAUGCACGUGCUUCGUCGGCUAUGAGGGGACGUCCUGCCAGCGCGCGUCGUGCCCCAACGACUGCUCCGGCCACGGCGUCUGCAAGACCAACCGCGAGCUCGCCGCGGAUGACCACGACAACAUCUACGAGCUGUGGGACGCGGACAUGAGCCUGGCCUGUCACUGCGAUGCCGGCUACGGCUCCUAUGACUGCUCGGAGCGCAUGUGUCCGUACGGUAUCGACCCGCUCUUUAUUGACGACGAGAACACGGCCCGCAUUCCGGAGUGGACCAUCCGCUUCGAGGACGCCUUGGACGUGACCGGGGUGGAGGGGACCUGGCGCCUUCGCUUCAACGACGUCUUCGGCGAGGACUGGGUCACGAACCCGAUCCCGUUCAACACUACCUGCACCGACCUCGUCGCCGAGCUCGAGGCCAUCCCCAACGACGUCAUCGACGAGGGAACCGUGCAAUGCCUCCACAAGCACGACGAGGUCACCCCGGACUUGUGGACCAAGUACAUGCUUAGCUUCACCGGAAACCCGGGCGUCCACAAGAUUCCCGAGAUCCUGGUGCUGGACGAGUCCGGCCGCCACACCCUCAAGAAGACCGGCGCGGACGCCUACGCCGGACUGGACAUCGCCGUCGUCUACGACACCGGUAUCACGGGAGAGUUCUACGACUACUUCAUGCAGAAGUGCGGCGUCGUCAUCGGCGUCACCGACUUCGCCACCACGGUCGCCGACAACCGUGAGCACUACGGCCUGGUCCAGACCACCAGCAUAUCGUCGGGCACCCUCCGUACCCUCAAGGAGUGCCUCGGAGACGCAAACGGGGUCUCCACUGACAACGUGGGCGUCGAGAACUGGGACUACGGGGGACCCACCGGCCACUUCGGGCCGUGGCACCACACCAUCCUCGAGGCCGUCCCCGGGCAGUUCCCUCACCUCGUCAAGCUCGUCAACAACGCCCCGGAGUCGGAGUUCGAGGGCGGCAUGUACACCAUCAUGACCUGGCACCAGGAGGACGAACACUUCGUGCUCUCGGCUGCGGUGGACAGCUCCCAGGAGUACCAGGUGUUUGCCACGGACGGCGUUCUCGAGCGGGUGUGGUACGACUCCGACACCGACGGAGAGUUCGAGAUGUACGACGGGUACAACGACAUCACAGCGAACGGCCUGCACGACGAGAUGGGUCUGGCGUGGUGGGACCAGUACGGGGACACCAUCUACACCAGCAGGGACUUCUCGUGCGAGAACGCGGGCACGAAGGGGGUGGACCCUGUCUUCUCCGAAGGAAGCUCGUACCUGGAAAACAACUGCCUCGAGAAGGGGGACUUCUUGGUCAUCCCCGCCUUCACCACGGGGGUCGAGUCGAAGAACAUGACCGGUGACAUCUCCUACGAGUACGGGAUGUACCCAAACGCCGUGUACACGUCCACCCUCGAGCACGCCCUGGACACCGUGAACUCGGCCGGGCUGUACGAGAUCAAGAAGAUCUCUGUAGAGGACUACAACGCCUACAGCAACGUUACCGAGGACCGAUUCCAGAUCAAGCUGGACAGGCCCAUCUUCUGGGACGGCUCCGACACAUCGCACAACAUGAUCGAAGACGACGAGGGGAACUUGCUACAGGAGUCCACCAAGGUCGGCAUCCGUCAGUUCUUCCGCUUUACGCCCGACAUGGACUCGGCCAACACCGCCGAGUGGGUAGCACCGUGCUCCAACCGCGGCCUUUGCGACCUAACCCAGGGUCUUUGCACGUGCUUCGCCGGUUACACCAAUGAGAACUGCGAUACACAGAGCGCGCUGGCAGUUUAG